Messenger RNA from Linum trigynum, 6940 nucleotides. The record is from the annotation of a GenBank genome assembly. Lineage: Eukaryota; Viridiplantae; Streptophyta; Magnoliopsida; Malpighiales; Linaceae.
UAGAGCAAUUUUUUUCGAAAGGUCAUUUUCAUUUAUUUUGGUAGGAUAAAGAUGGUGGAUUCGGCCUGAGGCUAUUUUUCAACGACGAUUAAGUCCAUCCAGGGCCAAUUUCGGCGGAUUUCUUCCGGGUCCAUUUUUGGCAGACUCCAAAGGGGUACCAUCACAGAUUUCGGGCGAUUUUUCCGAAAUGCCAUUUUCUUUCGAUUUUGGAGGCUACAGAUCACGGAUUCGGCUCGAGGCUAUUCUCUACCGAUAAUAAAGUCUAUUGAUCCGAUUCUGUACUGAUUAUUAAGUCAAUUAAGCACCGAAUUGGGCCAAUAUAUUUUGGAAUGGCAUUUUCGUAAUUAUUUGAGCAGUUUUUUUCGAAAGUCCAUUUUCCUUGGAUUUUGAAGGAUAAAGAUGGUGGAUUCAUCCUGAGGCUAUUCUUCAACGACGAUUAAGUCCAUCCAGGGUCAAUUUGGGCGGAUUUCUUCCGGGUCCAUUUUUGGCAUACACCAAAGGGAUACCAUCACAGAUUUCGACCGAUUUUUCCGAAAUGCCAUUUUCUUUCGAUUUUGGAGGCUACAGAUCAAGGAUUCGGUCGCGGGUAUUCUCCACCAAUAAUAAAGUCUAUUGAUCCGAUUCUGCGCUGAUUAUUAAGUCACUUAAGUACCGAAUUGGGCCGAUAUAUUUUGGAAUGGCACUUUCGUAAUUAUUUGAGCAAUUUUUUUAGAAAGGCCUUCCUUGGAUUUUGUUGGAUAAAGAUGGUGGAUUCGGCCUGACGCUAUUCUUCAACGACGAUGAAGUCCAUCCAGGGCCAAUUUGGGAGGAUUUCUUCCGGAUCCAUUUUUGGCAGACUCCAAAAGGGUACCAUGACAGAUUUCGGGAGAUUUUUCCGAAAUGCCAUUUUCUUUCGAUUUUGGAGGCUACAGAUCACGGAUUCGGCUCGAGGAUAUUUUCCAUCGAUAAUAAAGUAUAUUGAUCCUAUUCUGCGCCGAUUAUUAAGUCAAUUAAGCACCGAAUUAGACCAAUAUAUUUUGGGAUGGCAUUUUCGUAAUUAUUUGAGCAAUUUUUUUCGAAAGGCCAUUUUCCUUGGAUUUUGAAGGAUAAAGAUGGUGGAUUCGGCAUGAGGCUAUUCUUCAACGACGAUUAAGUCCAUCCAGGGCCAAUUUGGGCGGAUUUCUUCCGUGUCCAUUUCAGGCAGACUCCAUAGGGGUACCAUCACAGAUUUCGGGAGAUUUUUCCGAAAUGCCAUUUUCUUUCGAUUUUGGAGGCUACAGAUCACGGAUUCGGCUCGAGGCUAUUCUCCACCGAUAAUAAAGUCUAUUGAUCAUAUUCUGCGCCGAUGAUUAAGUCAAUUAAGCACCGAAUUGGGCCAAUAUAUUUUGGGAUGGCAUUUUCGUAAUUAUUUGUGCAAUUUUUUUUGAAAGUUUAUUUUCCAUGGAUUUUGAAGGAUAAAGAUGGUUGAUUCGUCCUGAGGCUAUUCUUCAACGAAGAUUAAGUCCAUCCAGGGCCAAUUGAGGCGGAUUUCUUCCGGGUCCAUUUUUGGCAGACUCCAAAGGGGUACCAUCAUAGAUUUCGGGAGAUUUUUCCGAAAUGCCAUUUUCUUUCGAUUUUGGAAGCUACAGAUCACGGAUUUGGCUCGAGGCUAUUUUCCAUCGAUAAUAAAGUCUAUUGAUCCUAUUUUGCGCCGAUGAUUUAGUCAAUUAAGCACCGAAUCUGUCCGAUAUAUUUUAAGAUGGCAUUUUCGUAAUUAUUUGAGCAAUUUUUUUCGAAAAACCAUUUUCCUUGUAUUUUGAAGGAUAAAGAUGGUGGAUUCGGCCUGAGGCUAUUUUUCAACGACGAUUAACUCCAUCCAGGGCCAAUUUGGGCGGAUUUCUUCCGGGUCCAUUUUUGGCAGACUCCAAACGGGUACCAUCGCAGAUUUCGGGCGAUUUUUCCGAAAUGCCAUUUUCUUUCGAUUUUGGAGGCUACAGAUCACGAAUUUGGCUCGGGGCUAUUCUCCACUGAUAAUAAAGUCUAUUGAUCCUAUUAUGCGCCGAUGAUUAAGUCAAUUAAGCACCGAAUUGGGCCAAUAUAUUUUGGGAUGGCAUUUUCGUAAUUAUUUGAGCAAUUUUUUUCGAAAGCCCAUUUUACUUGGAUUUUGCAGGAUAAAGAUAGUGGAUUCGGCUUGAGGCUAUUCUUCAAUGACGAUUAAGUCCAUCUAGGGCCAAUUUGGGCGGAUUUCUUCCGGGUCCAUUUUUGCCAGACUCCAAAGGGGUACGUACCAUCAUAGAUUUCGGGCGAUUUUUCCGAAAUGCCUUUUUCUUCCAAUUUAGGAGGCUACAGAUCACGGAUUCGGCUCGAGGCUAUUCUCCACAGAUAAUAAAGUCUAUCUAUCCUAUUCUGCGCCGAUGAUUAAGUCAAUUAAGCAUCGAAUUGGGCCAAUAGAUUUUGAGAUGGCAUUUUCGUAAUAAUUUGAGCAAUUUUUUUCGAAAGGUAAUUUUCCUUCGAUUUUGAAGGAAAGAUGGUGGAUUCGCCCUGACGCUAUUCUUCAACGACGACUAAGUCCAUCCAGCGCCAAUUUGGGCGGAUUUCUUCCGGGUCCAUUUUUGGCAGACUCCAAAGGGGUACCAUCACAGAUUUCGGGUGAUUUUCCCGAAAUGUCAUUUUCUUUCAAUUUUGGAGGCUACAGAUCACGGAUUCGGCUCGAGGCUAUUCUCCACCGAUAAUAAAGUCUAUUGAUCCUAUUCUGCACCGAUGAUUAAGUCAAUUAAGCACCGAAUUGGGCCAAUAUAUUUUGGGAUUGCAUUUUCGUAAUUAUUUGUGCAAUUUUUUUCGAAAGUCUAUUUUCCAUGGAUUUUGAAGGAUAAAGAUGGUGGAUUCAUCCUGAGGCUAUUCUUCAACGACGAUUAAGUCCAUCCAGGGCCAAUUUGGGCGCAUUUCUUCCGGGUCCAUUUUUGGCAGACUCCAAAGGGGUACCAUAACAGAUUUCGGGCGAUUUUUCCGAAAUGCCAUUUUCUUUCGAUUUUGGAGGCUACAGAACACAGAUUCGGUCAAGGCUAUUCUCCACCAACAAUAAAGUCUAUUGAUCCUAUUCUGCGCUGAUUAUUAAGUCAAUUAAGUACCGAAUUGGGCCAAUAUAGUUUGGAAUGGCAUUUUCGUAAUUAUUUGAGCAAUUUUUUUUGAAAGGCCAUUUUCCUUGGAUUUUGUAGGAUAAAGAUGGUGGAUUCGGCCUGACGCUAUUCUUCAACAACGAUGAAGUCCAUCCAGGGCCAAUUUGGGUGGAUUUCUUCCGGAUCCAUUUUUGGCAGAUUCCAAAGGGGUACCAUGACAGAUUUCGGGAGAUUUUUCUGAAAUGCCAUUUUCUUUCGAUUUUGGAGGCUAUAGAUCACGGAUUCGGCUCUAGGCUAUUUUCCAUCGAUAAUAAAGUCUAUUGAUCCUAUUCUGCAUCGAUGAUUAUGUCAAUUAAGCACCGAAUUAGACCAAUAUAUUUUGGGAUGACAUUUUCGUAAUUAUUUGAGCAAUUUUUUCGAAAGGUCAUUUUCCUUGGAUUUUGAAGGAUAAAGAUGGUGGAUUCGGCCUGAGGCUAUUCUUCAACGACGAUUAAGUCCAUCCAGGGCCAAUUUGGGCGGAUUUCUUCCGGGUCCAUUUUGGGCAGACUUCAAAGGGGUACCAUCACAGAUUUCGGGCGAUUUUUCCGAAAUGUCAUUUUCUUUCGAUUUUGGAGGCUACAGAUCACGGAUUCGGCUCGAGGCUAUUCUCCACCGAUAAUAAAGUCUAUUGAUCCUAUUCUGUGCCGAUGAUUAAGUCAAUUAAGCACCGAAUUGGGCCAAUAUAUUUUGUGAUGGCAUUUUCGUAAUUAUUUGAGCAAUUUUUUUCGAAAGUCCAUUUUCCUUGGAUUUUGAAGAAUAAAGAUGGUGGAUUUGUCGUGAGCCUAUUCUUCAACGACGAUUAAGUCUAUCCAGGGCCAAUUUGGGCGGAUUUCUUCCGGGUCCAUUUUUGGGAGACUUCAAAGGGGUACCAUCACAAAUUUCGGGAGAUUUUUCCGAAAUCCCAUUUUCUUUCGAUUUUGGAGGCUACAGAUCAUGGAUUCGGUUCGAGGCUAUUUUCCAUCGAUAAUAAAGUCUAUUGAUCCUAUUCUAUGCCGAUGAUUUAGUCAAUUAAGCAUCGAAUCUGUCCAAUAUAUUUUGGAAUGUCAUUUUCGUAAUUAUUUGAGCAAUUUUUUUCGAAAAGCCAUUUUCCUUGGAUUUUGAAGGAUAAAGAUGGUGGAUACGGCCUGAGGCUAUUUUUCAACGACGAUUAAGUCCAUCUAGGGCCAAUUUGGGCGGAUUUCUUCCGGGUCCAUUUUUGUCAGAUUCCAAAGGGGUACCAUCACAGAUUUCGGGCGAUUUUUCCGAAAUGCCAUUUUCUUUCGAUUUUGGAGGCUACAGAUCACGAAUUCGGCUCGAGACUAUUCUCCACUGAUAAUAAAGUAUAUUGAUCCUAUUAUGCGCCGAUGAUUAAGUUAACUAAGCAUCGAAUCGGGCCAAUAUAUUUUGGGAUGGCAUUUUCGUAAUUAUUUGAGCAAUUUUUUUCGAAAGGCCAUUUUCCUUGGAUUUUGAAGGAUAAAGAUGGGGGAUUCGCCCUGACGCUAUUCUUCAACGACGACUAAGUCCAUCCAGGGCCAAUUUGGGCGGAUUUCUUCCGGGUCCAUUUUUGGCAGACUCCAAAGGGGUACCAUCACAGAUUUCGGGUGAUUUUCCCGAAAUGUCAUUUUCUUUCAAUUUUGGAGGCUACAGAUCACGGAUUCGGCUCGAGGCUAUUCUCCACCGAUAAUAAAGUCUAUUGAUCCUAUUCUGCGCCGAUAAUUAAGUCAAUUAAGCACCAAAUUGGGCCAAUAUAUUUUGGAAUGACAUUUUCGUAAUUAUUUGUGCAAUUUUUUUCGAAAGACAAUUUUCCUUGGAUUUUGAACGAUAAAGAUGGUGAUUCGGUCUGAGGCUAUUCUUCAACGACGAUUAAGUCCAUCCAGGGCCAAUUUGGGCAGAUUUCUUCCGUGUCUAUUUUUGGCAGACUCCAAAGUGGUACCAUCACAGAUUUCGUGCGAUUUUUCCGAAAUGCCAUUUUCUUUCGAUUUUGGAGGCUACAGAUCACGAAUUCGCCUCGAGACUAUUCUCCACUGAUAAUAAAGUCUAUUGAUCCUAUUAUGCGCCGAUGAUUAAGUUAACUAAGCAUCGAAUCGGGCCAAUAUAUUUUGGGAUGGCAUUUUCGUAAUUAUUUGAGCAAUUUUUUUCGAAACGCCAUUUUUCUUGGAUUUUGAAGGAUAAAGAUGGUGGAUCGGCCUGAGGCUAUUCUUCAACGACGAUAAAGUUCAUCCAUGGCCAAUUUGGGCGGAUUUCUUCCGAGUCCAUUUUUGGCAGACUUCAAAGGGAUACCAUCACAGAUUUCGGUCGAUUUUUCCUAAAUGCCAUUUUCUUUCGAUUUUGGAGGCUACAGAUCACGGAUUCGGCUCGAGGCUAUUCUCCACCGAUAAUAAAGUCUAUUGAUCCUAUUCUGCGCCGAUGAUUAAGUCAAUUAAGCACCGAAUUGGGCCAAUAUAUUUUGGGAUUGCAUUUUCGUAAUUAUUUGUGCAAUUUUUUUCGAAAGUCUAUUUUCCAUGGAUUUUGAAGGAUAAAGAUGGUGGAUUCAUCCUGAGGCUAUUCUUCAACGACGAUUAAGUCCAUCCAGGGCCAAUUUGGGCGCAUUUCUUCCGGGUCCAUUUUUGGCAGACUCCAAAGGGGUACCAUAACAGAUUUCGGGCGAUUUUUCCGAAAUGCCAUUUUCUUUCGAUUUUGGAGGCUACAGAACACAGAUUCGGUCAAGGCUAUUCUCCACCAACAAUAAAGUCUAUUGAUCCGAUUCUGCGCUGAUUAUUAAGUCAAUUAAGUACCGAAUUGGGCCAAUAUAGUUUGGAAUGGCAUUUUCGUAAUUAUUUGAGCAAUUUUUUUUGAAAGGCCAUUUUCCUUGGAUUUUGUAGGAUAAAGAUGGUGGAUUCGGCCUGACGCUAUUCUUCAACAACGAUGAAGUCCAUCCAGGGCCAAUUUGGGUGGAUUUCUUCCGGAUCCAUUUUUGGCAGAUUCCAAAGGGGUACCAUGACAGAUUUCGGGAGAUUUUUCUGAAAUGCCAUUUUCUUUCGAUUUUGGAGGCUAUAGAUCACGGAUUCGGCUCUAGGCUAUUUUCCAUCGAUAAUAAAGUCUAUUGAUCCUAUUCUGCAUCGAUGAUUAUGUCAAUUAAGCACCGAAUUAGACCAAUAUAUUUUGGGAUGACAUUUUCGUAAUUAUUUGAGCAAUUUUUUCGAAAGGUCAUUUUCCUUGGAUUUUGAAGGAUAAAGAUGGUGGAUUCGGCCUGAGGCUAUUCUUCAACGACGAUUAAGUCCAUCCAGGGCCAAUUUGGGCGGAUUUCUUCCGGGUCCAUUUUGGGCAGACUUCAAAGGGGUACCAUCACAGAUUUCGGGCGAUUUUUCCGAAAUGUCAUUUUCUUUCGAUUUUGGAGGCUACAGAUCACGGAUUCGGCUCGAGGCUAUUCUCCACCGAUAAUAAAGUCUAUUGAUCCUAUUCUGUGCCGAUGAUUAAGUCAAUUAAGCACCGAAUUGGGCCAAUAUAUUUUGUGAUGGCAUUUUCGUAAUUAUUUGAGCAAUUUUUUUCGAAAGUCCAUUUUCCUUGGAUUUUGAAGAAUAAAGAUGGUGGAUUUGUCGUGAGCCUAUUCUUCAACGACGAUUAAGUCUAUCCAGGGCCAAUUUGGGCGGAUUUCUUCCGGGUCCAUUUUUGGGAGACUUCAAAGGGGUACCAUCACAAAUUUCGGGAGAUUUUUCCGAAAUCCCAUUUUCUUUCGAUUUUGGAGGCUACAGAUCAUGGAUUCGGUUCGAGGCUAUUUUCCAUCGAUAAUAAAGUCUAUUGAUCCUAUUCUAUGCCGAUGAUUUAGUCAAUUAAGCAUCGAAUCUGUCCAAUAUAUUUUGGAAUGUCAU